AUGAAGACGUUCAAGUUGAACUUUCCUCUGCUAGUGGGUGCUCCCCUCUGCAUACACGUCGUCGUCGUCGUCGUCGUCGUCGCCCUCGCCCUCGCCGUCAACAUCGUCGACGUCGACGGCCCCUCCCUCUUAGCUGUCGUCAAUACCAUCAUCGUCGUCGACGUUGUCGACCCUCCCCCCUUACAGGUACACGUCUUUAUCGGUCCAUCAGGUGCCUUUCCUUUUUGGGAUACCUUACCUACCUUCACCCAUCUUCGCCUACCUUUGCCCACCCUCACCCACCUCCACCCACCUUCACCUAUUCUCGCCUUCUCUCACCUACCCCCACCACCUUCACUCAUCCACACCGACCUUCACCCACCCCUCUCACCCACCCUCCCCAUCUUACUUAGGGCUCAGUACCUCUUCGGAGGGAAGCCAACAGACGCUCGCAAGUUGCCCUACAGCGCCCUCGAUGCAACCUCGACACCGAGCUCCAACGAGCUUCAAGACCGGUCCCCUUGGCAGAGCGUUGACCUUGUCGUGGUCAAGGGGCUCAGUACCUCUUCGGAGGGAAGCCAACAGACGCUCGCAAGAGGCGUGUCAGGUUGUGUUUUUGUUAAAGACGCUCGGAAGAGCAGUUGCUUUCGACACGAAACUCAAGAUUUCCACGAGGAAUAUGUAUUGAUCGUUUUGCUGCAGCUGUGUGACUGUGUGAAUGUGAGAGAACGGCGUCGACCUGCAUUCAACAGCAGCGCCCUCUACACAACCUCGACACCGCGCUCCAACGAGCUUGAAGACCGGUCCCCUGGGAUAGCGUCGACCUUGUCGUGGUCCAGGGGCUCUAGUACCUCGGAGUCCGAUCCUCUGAGGGAAGCCAACAGACGCUUACUAACAGCACGACAUCAACACCCGACGGUGGAAUCUAAGGUAUCUUGGGCUGGGUUUGUUGCUGGGCUUGGGCUGGUCUCGCUGGAGCUAGGCGACAUCGACAGCGACCUCACGAGCGAGAUCAAGCACGACUUCGACAUCGAACUCACGACCUCGCCCAAGCACGACUUCGACGUCAACACCGACCUCACGAACUAG
This is a messenger RNA of Stereum hirsutum FP-91666 SS1, 1068 nucleotides long. RefSeq lists its product as uncharacterized. Bases 1 to 1068 code for a protein of 355 amino acids. The transcript has 15 exons. The record is from RefSeq and is a predicted model, not a curated record. Lineage: Eukaryota; Fungi; Basidiomycota; Agaricomycetes; Russulales; Stereaceae.